This is a messenger RNA of Homalodisca vitripennis (glassy-winged sharpshooter), 545 nucleotides long. RefSeq lists its product as uncharacterized. Lineage: Eukaryota; Metazoa; Arthropoda; Insecta; Hemiptera; Cicadellidae. Bases 120 to 545 code for a protein of 141 amino acids. The transcript has 4 exons. The record is from RefSeq and is a predicted model, not a curated record.
CCGGGGAAAGCCUGCCGAGCGAGACCCGGUGCUGAAGAUAGUUGGCAACGUUUUCGGUGGCCGUGCCACUGACCUCCAUCAGCCGUCCCUGGCCCCAGUCAGAGUCUGAGGUAGUCACCAUGCGGGCCCGGGCUGCUGCUGCUGUCGCCGCCGCUGUCCUCUCCUGGGUCGUCCUGGCGCCGUCUCUCACGCUCGCCACCCAUCAGGAGCAACAAUACCUGGCAGACCCGGACAUCCCAGAACAGUCAACUUUUCAGCAGGGCCUCGAUAAUUCCCAGCCUUCGGAGAAGGAUGUUGAGAGGAUGUCCUUCAUCCAGUGGAUCCUGACUCUGCUAGGGUACAGUCCCACCAAGCCUAGCGUGCACCCUCCCCCAGAACCCAUCGAUCAAUCCAAGUGCACCCCUUGCACAUGUGGCAUAACGAACAAGCAGACAAGGAUUGUAGGUGGUCAUGUCACUUACGUCAAUCACUUUACUAAUAUUCAGUAUAUGUUUGAUGUAGCAUGUUACAUAACGAAAAAGCAGACAAGGAUUCAUGUGGCAUAA